AUGUCGACAAAGAAAGUACUCUCGAAUGCUGUAAGUUUGAAACAAAGCGCAAUCUUGCAGAGCCCCAAGAAAUGAUUUUUCAGGCCAAGGAGGCACUUCAUCAUGCCGAUGAACUGGAGAAGGAGGCGAACCGUCGCAGAAGUCUUGAGGUUUGUUGGAAUAAAAUUCUCAUAUCAACAUAAAUAUAUUUCAUUUUUCCAGAGAAAGUCCAAAAAUUCCACACCCUCGUAUAAAGAGGAUCGGACACAAUCAUGCACAACUUCCCGAUCCAACUCUCGCUCACAUCACUCCAAUUCGACUUCUGGAGGAGCUUCAGGUAGCAGCUCAUCAAGAAGCCGCUCCAGACGAUCAUAA
Molecule: messenger RNA, 354 nt
Organism: Caenorhabditis angaria
Lineage: Eukaryota; Metazoa; Nematoda; Chromadorea; Rhabditida; Rhabditidae
Source: the annotation of a GenBank genome assembly